AAAUAUUUAACCAAAAUAUUAGGCAGAGAGAGAAAGAAAAAGAAAAAGAAGACCGAGGUUUGCUCCCACCCAUGAUCUAAUCAAACACCUCAAAGGAAAGGAGAGAUUAAUACAAAAAAAAAAGUCCCUAACUUUGGUCUUAAAAGGUUCACCGAAAAAUUCUCUUACUUUUUACAUCCUAUUGAGAUCUAGAGAGAGAAAGAAAAAAAAGGAUCGAUCACAAACACAGAGAUACAUAUGUCAUAAGCUUUUUCUCUGUUUCUGUUUCUGUUUCUGUUUCGGUAGAAGAAGAAGAUGCUGCAGAGAGCUGCGAGUAAUGCGUAUUCAUGGUGGUGGGCUAGUCAUAUCCGUACCAAACAAUCCAAAUGGCUCGAACAAAACCUUCAAGAUAUCGAAGAGAAGGUGCAAUACGUGCUCAACCUCUUACAAGAAGAUGGAGACUCGUUCGCCAAGCGCGCGGAGAUGUACUACAAGAAGAGACCAGAACUCAUAACCUUCGUGGAAGAAACCUUCAGAGCAUACAGAGCCUUAGCCGAGCGUUACGACAAGAUCUCCACCGAGCUUCAAAACGCCAACACCACCAUCGCCUCUGCAUUCCCCGACCAAGUCCCCAACUUCGCGAUGGACGACGACGACGACGGCCCCUCUUCCAAAUUCCCCAAAAGACCCAACCUCCCCGGUCCUACCGCCCCCAACGUCCCCAAGAUGCCCGUUAAAGACCUGAAGAGCGCGGUGAGAGUGGCUACCAAGAAGCUUCAGCCGAGGAAGUCCAUGAAGUACACUGGCGGUGCGACCAACGUGGCUGUCAAGAGCUCGGGGUUGAGCAAGUCCGAGGCCAUGGGGGAGAUUGAUAAGCUGCAGAAGGAGAUUCUGACGCUGCAGACGGAGAAGGAGUUUGUGAAAAGCUCCUACGAGAAGGGUUUGUCCAAGUACUGGGAGUUCGAGAAGAGCAUUAAGGAGAAGCAAGAGAGGAUCUGCGGGUUGCAGGAUGAGUUCGGGGAGAGCGUUGCGAUCGAGGACGACGAGGCGAGGAGGUUGAUGACCGAGACUGCGAUCAAGUCGUGUCAGGAGAAGCUCGUGGAGCUGCAGGAGAAGCAGGAGAAGUCUUACGAAGAAGCGAAAGAAGAGCAUUUGAAGAUCGUGGAGUCUAAGGAGAAGCUGAGGUCUAUGUCUAGCCAGCUUCUAGGUGAGGAAAGUGUUGUCUUUGCGGAUGACGAUGAGGUUAGAAGUAGUACUUUGGAACAUGAGAUGAGAGAGAUGUCUAGGAAGAAGGAAGAGCUGGAGUCUGUUAAGGAGAAGAUCAGAGAGCAUUUCGAGUCCGGCGUGAACUCUUCGGUGGACGCUACAGAGAUGGCUGAGAGAGUUGAUGAGCUUGUGAACAAAGUGAUUAGCUUGGAGAGCGCGGUUUCCUCCCAGACUGCUUUGAUACAGAGGUUGAGAAACGAGACCAACGGUCUUCAGACGCAGAUCAGUACUCUCGAAACCGAUAAGGCUGUAUUAGCAGAUGACAAGAGUGAUCUUAGGAAGAAGCUCAAGGAAAUGGAGGAGAGACUCAAAGCGUUGCAGGACUUGGACAGGAACGUGAUGGAUAAGACUAGUACUCUGAGUACAGAUUUUGAUAAAGCGUGUAGUAAUCUCGAUAACCUCUCUACUGGGAAGUUGGAUGAGGUGAAGAAGAAGCCAGAGAGCGUGGGGGUGAAAAUGGAACCGGAGAAAGAUCUAAAGGAAAUGUCUGAGGAGACAAAAGAGGAAGAAGCUGAGAAGAAGAGUGAAACAACAACAGUUGCAGAAGAUAUCAUCAUCCCAAGUAAAAGUUCAGAAGUUGUUUUGGAAUCUACUGAAAAGAUUGAUUCUGAACCAGAGAUGCAAUCUGACAAGACAGAGUCUGUUCUUCUUGAUAAUGUUCUAGAGAAGCAGAUACUUUCUAAAGAAUCUGAUCAGAAGGAGGGAGAGAGUGAACCAGACUGGAAAGAGAUGUUCAUGAAAGGAAUGGAGAACAGAGAAAAGCAUCUGCUCACAGAGUACACAACCAUCCUAAGAAACUACAAGGACAUGAAGAAAGACCUCGACGAAACGAAAACAAAAAACGCCACGAAAGACGACGAGAUCAAGCACCUCAGAGAGAAGAUGACCCUCCUGCAGAAAGGCCUCGCGGACAGCAACGACCUGCUGGAAAGCCAGAUGUCGAACGACGACUACUCCCUCGGUUUCAUGGCAGCGGAGAACGAGAGCAUGUCCCUGGUCGAGGAGCAGUUCCGCCUGAACAUUGACGAGCUACUAGAGGAGAAUCUCGACUUCUGGCUGAGGUUCAGCACUGCGUUCGGGCAGAUACAAGGGUACGACACGUCCAUCGAAGACCUCCAAGGCGAGAUAUCGAAGCUGGAGCAGAGGAAGAAGCAGGACGGGAGCGGGACGGCUAAGUACGCGCUGAGGUCGGACGUCAGGCCGCUUUUUCGACACCUGAGGGAGAUCAACACCGACCUCGGCCUCUGGCUCGAGAAAGGCGCCGCGCUGAAAGAGGAGCUCAAGUCGAGGUUCGAGUCGCUGUGCAAUAUUCAGGAAGAGAUCACAAAGGCUUUGAAGUCGAGCGCCGAGGACGAUGACUUCAAGUUCACGAGCUACCAGGCUGCUAAGUUCCAAGGCGAGGUGUUGAACAUGAAGCAGGAGAAUAACAAAGUGGCGGAUGAGUUGCAGGCGGGGCUUGAUCAUAUCACCACGCUUCAGCUGGAGAUUGACAAGACUCUGGGGAUGCUGACCGAGGAGUUUGCGCUUUCGGGGUCCAAGAACAGGUCGGAGCUUGACCUCCAGCACUCGGAUAGUCGGUCCAGAGUGCCGUUGAGGUCGUUUAUAUUUGGGUCCAAACAGAAGAAAACUAAGCCGUCUAUAUUCUCUUGCAUGCAUCCUUCGCUAUACAGGAAGAUGAAGGCUUCUACGCCAACAUAGGUAAUAUAAAUACAAUACCAUCCACAGAGUUUAUUGAUUGAUUCAUAUACUGUAACUUAUUCAGAUUCAUGGAGGAUUUGAUUCUUUUUCUUUUCCCUGGGGAGACUUAACCUUUUUAUCUUUUUUUUUUUGGAUUGUGAGAUUGAAACAAUAGUUUUGUGUGUUGGCUAUUCUCUCUGAGUAUAUUGGUAGAUUGAUAACUCACCGGUUGUAACUGGUGAAGCAAGAGGAUUGUCUCCCAGUUUUUUUUUUAAUCAUUUUCUUAUUCAAAAGUUUGUAUGUUCAGAACCAUUUACAAGUAACAGAGUUUGUGAUUUUGUUUGUUCA
Brassica napus (rape) is the source of this 3270-nucleotide messenger RNA. Its product is annotated as protein NETWORKED 2D-like. NCBI's taxonomy places the organism in Eukaryota, Viridiplantae, Streptophyta, Magnoliopsida, Brassicales, Brassicaceae. The transcript has 2 exons. The record is from RefSeq and is a predicted model, not a curated record. Bases 295 to 2943 code for a protein of 882 amino acids. Gene Ontology annotation, molecular function: actin binding.